AUGGCCCACCACUCCGACCAGGCAGACGCCAGAGGCCUGCCGCAGAUAACCAUCGAGAUUCCCGAUGGUGAUGAGAACAACGACAACAACAACAACAACAACAACGCAACACCCCCACCAAUGGACUCUCCGGAAACAGCAAUUUCGCCCUCCAACCUCAGCGCCACACCAGCCGGCGGUCAACGCGACCGAGCCAUGAGCGGCAGCACCCUGGGAGCCCCACCGAGUCCGCACCUGGCGCCACCAAAGUCUGGGGGCGCUUCCAUCACCAGCAGCUGCGGCAACAGCCUGUUCUCGUCGUACGAGGAGCAACAGGACGCCUUGAAGCCGGACCCGGGCGCCGAGGACGACUUCCACGUCGACGACAACGCCUUCGCCUUCUCGCCCGGCCAGCUCAACAAGCUGCUGAACCCCAAGUCCAUCCCGGCCUACGUCGCCCUGGGCGGGCUCGCCGGCAUCGAGCGGGGGCUGCGGACCGACCGUGCCGCCGGCUUGAGCGUCGACGAGACGACGCUUGCCGGCUCCGUCAGCUUCGAGCUCGCCACCAAGGCUGCUUCUUCUCCGUUGGCCGACAAGGACGCCGUCGAUGCCAGUACCGAGUCCGCCACGGCCACGGCUACAGCUACGGCUGGCACCGCCCACGGCCCGGCGGCCGAGUCGGAUGCCUUCCACGACCGGGUCCGCGUGUUCAAGCGCAACGUGCUGCCGGCCAAGAAGCCGACGCCGCUGUGGAAGCUGAUGUGGCUCGCGUACAACGACAAGGUGUUGAUCCUGCUGACUGCCGCCGCCGCCAUCUCGCUCGCCCUGGGCCUGUACGAGACGUUCGGGGUCGAGCACCCGCCGGACGCGCCCAUGCCGGUCGACUGGAUCGAGGGGUGCGCCAUCUGCAUCGCCAUCGUCAUCGUCGUGCUCGUCGGCGCGCUGAACGACUACCAGAAGGAGCGGGCCUUCGUGCGGCUGAACACCAAGAAGGAGGACCGGGAGGUCAAGGUGAUCCGCUCGGCCAAGUCGUUCCAGAUGUCGGUGCACGACGUGCUGGUGGGCGACGUCGUGCACCUGGAGCCGGGCGACCUGAUCCCGGCCGACGGCAUCUUCAUCGCCGGCCACAACCUCAAGUGCGACGAGUCGUCGGCCACGGGCGAGUCGGACCAGAUGAAGAAGACGGGCGGCGACCAGGUGAUGCGGCUGCUCGAGCAGGGCCGCGGCCAGGCCAAGCACCAGGACCUCGACCCCUUCAUCAUCUCGGGCAGCAAGGUGCUCGAGGGCGUGGGCACCUACCUCGUCACCUCGGUCGGCGUCAACUCCAGCUACGGCAAGAUCCUCAUGGCCAUGCGCCAGGACCCCGAGCCCACGCCCCUGCAGGUCAAGCUGGACGGGCUCGCGGGCGCCAUCGCCAAGCUGGGCAGCAGUGCCGCCGCCUUCCUGUUCUUCGUGCUGCUGUUCCGCUUCCUGGGCACGCUGCCGGGGAGCGAGCUGACGGCCAACGAGAAGGCGUCCAAGUUCAUGGACAUCCUCAUCGUCGCCAUCACCGUCAUCGUCGUCGCCGUGCCCGAGGGCCUCCCGCUCGCCGUCACCCUGGCCCUGGCCUUCGCCACCACCCGGCUCGUGAAGCUGAACAACCUGGUGCGCAUCCUCAAGUCGUGCGAGACCAUGGGCAACGCCACCACCGUGUGCUCCGACAAGACCGGCACCCUCACCCAGAACAAGAUGACCGUCGUGACCGGCACCUUUGGCGACGACUCGUUCGACGACAAGAACCAACGCGGCGACGAGCGCCGCUCCACCGCCUUCGCCAGGGACCUGCUGCCCGAGCACCGCCGCAUGCUCGUCGAGUCCAUCGCCAUCAACUCGACCGCCUUCGAGGGCGAAGAGGGCGGAGUCGAGGGCUUCGUCGGGUCCAAGACGGAGACGGCGCUGCUCGGCUUCGCCAAGAAGGUGCUGGCCAUGGGCUCGCUGAGCGAGGAGCGCGCCAACGCCCAGGUCGCCCAGCUGAUGCCCUUCGACUCGGGCCGCAAGUGCAUGGGCGCCGUGCAGAAGCUCCCCAACGGCCACUUCCGCUUCCUGGUCAAAGGCGCCUCCGAGAUCCUGCUCGGCUACAGCUCCAGCCUGCUGACCGCCGCCGCCGGCCAGGUGCCCCUGGACCAGGACCGUCGCUCGCGCUUCGAAGCCGUCAUCAACAGCUACGCCGAGCAAUCCCUCCGCACCAUCGCCCUCGUCACCAAGGACUUCCCCCAAUGGCCGCCCGCGGGCGCCGCCUCCGACGACGACCCCACCACGGCCAACGUCGACCUCGUCCUCAAGGACAUGACGCUCCUCGGCGUCGUCGGCAUCCAGGACCCCAUCCGGCCCGGCGUGCCCGAGGCGGUGGCCCGGUGCCAGCACGCCGGCGUCUGCGUCCGCAUGGUGACGGGCGACAACGUCGUCACGGCCAAGGCCAUCGCCACCGACUGCGGCAUCUACACCGACGGCCUCGUCAUGGAGGGGCCCGAGUUCCGCACGCUGUCCGACGAGCGCAUGACCGAGAUGCUGCCGCGGCUGCAGGUCCUGGCCCGCUCGUCGCCCGAGGACAAGCGCAUCCUCGUGACCAAGCUGCGCUCCAUGGGCGACAUCGUCGCCGUCACGGGCGACGGCACCAACGACGGGCCCGCGCUCAAGGCGGCCGACAUCGGCUUCUCCAUGGGCAUCGCCGGCACCGAGGUGGCCAAGGAGGCGUCGGCCAUCAUCCUGAUGGACGACAACUUUGCGAGCAUCCUCACCGCGCUGAUGUGGGGCCGCGCCGUCAACGACGCCGUCCGCAAGUUCCUGCAGUUCCAGCUGACGGUCAACAUCACGGCCGUCAUCCUGACCUUUGUGUCGUCCGUGUCCGACUCGGAGAUGCGGUCCGUCCUCACCGCCGUGCAGCUGCUCUGGAUCAACCUCAUCAUGGACUCCCUCGCCGCCCUCGCCCUCGCCACCGACCCGCCCACCGAAGACAUCCUCAACCGCAAACCACCCCCCCGCCACGCGCCCCUCAUCUCCCCCACAAUGUGGAAGAUGAUCAUCGGCCAAGCCCUCUUCCAGCUCGCCGUGACGCUGAUCCUCCACUUCGGCGGCCCGCGCUUCCUCUCCUACCCGGACGCCCAGCUCCGCAGCGUCGUCUUCAACGCCUUCGUCUGGAUGCAGAUCUUCAACAUGCUCAACAACCGCCGCCUCGACAACGGCGCCAACGUGCUCGCCGGCGCCCACCGCAACGUCUUCUUCCUCGCCAUCGUCCUGCUCAUGGUCGGCUGCCAGGUCGCGAUUGCGUUCGUCGGCGGGAAAGCGUUUAGUAUUGUGCGGCUGAAUGGCGCCCAGUGGGCCAUUUCGAUCGUCGUGGCGGCGCUGUGUUUGCCGUGGGCGGUGGUCGUGAGGGCGUUUCCGGACGCGUGGUUCGAGGUCGUGGCGCGGUGGGUGGGGGCGCCCGUGUUGGCCGUGUAUCGGCCGCUGAGGAGCGCGAUGGGGAGGGUGGGGCGGGCGGUUAAGAGGCUUUUUGGGUGCGGGAAGAAGGACGGGGAGGAGGAGGAGGAGGACGGCGGCGAGAGUGGGGUACAGGGUGGUGGUGGUGAUCCGGAGAAGGGGGUUGGUGCCAAGUAG
Molecule: messenger RNA, 3612 nt
Organism: Diplodia corticola
Lineage: Eukaryota; Fungi; Ascomycota; Dothideomycetes; Botryosphaeriales; Botryosphaeriaceae
Product: calcium-translocating p-type atpase
Exons: 3
Coding region: 1-3612 (1203 amino acids)
Biological process (GO): intracellular calcium ion homeostasis; calcium ion transmembrane transport
Cellular component (GO): membrane; intracellular membrane-bounded organelle
Molecular function (GO): ATP hydrolysis activity; ATP binding; P-type calcium transporter activity
Source: RefSeq, a predicted model, not a curated record